Messenger RNA from Colius striatus (speckled mousebird), 3191 nucleotides. Its product is annotated as nascent polypeptide-associated complex subunit alpha, muscle-specific form-like. Lineage: Eukaryota; Metazoa; Chordata; Aves; Coliiformes; Coliidae. The coding region runs from base 314 to 1096 and encodes 260 amino acids. The record is from RefSeq and is a predicted model, not a curated record. The transcript is spliced from 3 exons.
CAGCAACAGCCGGGACGCGUCGGAGCGGGGCCGCUGCUCACGGGGCCGCACGCCCCCGGCCCGGCUAGCUCUCGGCAGGAGGGGGUGUCCGCCGGGCGCGGGGUCCCCGCUCCCCGCCGCUGUUUACGGCCUCAGGCCCGCGGGGGGCGGGCGGCGCGCCCCGCCAGCUGCCGGUGUCCUGAGGGCCGCCGCGCAGGGGCCCAUGUCCCGCUGCCGGCCUGCCCCGACCCCCCGCCCGCCGGCUCGCCCGCGGGGGGGUCGGGAAAGGCGGCCGCCCCGCUGCCGCCGCCGCCGCCUUUAGGCCCAGAAGUCCAUGCCCCGCCGCUCCGCCUGUCCCGCUUCGGCCCGAGCUAGAGCGGGGCGCGGCGGCCCGGCCUGCCGGCGAGGCCCCGGGUGGGCUCGGUCCGCUCGGCUGCGGAGCCGGCGGCUUUCGGCCUGCGCGCGCCUCAGUACCGGCCCUGUCUGGGGCAAAGUCCCGCUCCUGCCGCCGCUCUCGGCCCGGUUCCGGCCCAACUGCGCUGCUGCGAGGCGGGAGCGGCUCGUCCCGGAGGAGCCCGUGCCGUGCUGCGCCGAGCCGGGCCGGGCAGGCUCCGCGCUCGCCCCUCCCCCGCGCCGCCUCCCCGCACUCCCCCCGCGCUUUCGGGGGGCUCGUACCUCACAGCCGCCUCACAACCUCCCCGCCCCUCCUGCCGUAUCCUUCCGCCGGCGCUCCGCCCGCCCGACCCCUCCGCCGGCAGCAGGCCGCCCCUCCUCCUUCCCGCCCUGCGGGCCGCCACUCCUCUUCCUCUGGGGCCGCGGGUCUGCUUCCUUCCCCCUUCAGGAGGGGACCGGGAAGAGGUUUCCCUUCACCGCCCCAUGCAGCCCCUUCUCCGGGGAUCGCCUGGGGCUGGUCUCCGGCGAGCACACGUCAGCUCCGCAUCCCCCCCGCCUCUCCUCAGGGCUCCCAGCGAGCCGCCGUGCCCGCCCCGGCCUGCCCCGGCUGAGGGCGGAGGAACGCGGGCGCCAGGCCGGGCUCCUCCGCGCUCUCUGGCCCCGGCCGCCACAGCCUCAGCCUUCGCCAGGGAGAAGCACCUGUCUCAACUCCACAUGCUUUUGAACAGCAGAGCCUGUUUCUGACAAUGGAUGAACAGUAUGAAGCUGUAACAGAUCAGAAGCCCGGGUUCUAGAUACAUUACCUAAUCCUAAAAUCUCUUCCCAACACAAGGGGCUAUAAAGUCCUCAGCCUGAAUUUAUUUAUACUACCCUCAAAGAGACGUAGAUUCUAGAAGCAGAAAGUGCACAGUGACCUCACCAGCCUGUGUCUUCAGGGCAAAGCACCAAUGUCACAGAAUGCCUGAAUGGUGGGGUUGGAAGGGCUCUGCAGAGCUCAUCCAGUCCAAACCCCUCCUAAAGCAGGUUCCUCUCGAUCAAGGGGCACUGGAAUGUGUCCAGGUGGGUUUGGAAACCUGAGAAGGAGCCUCCACACUCUCCCUGGGCAGCCUGGGCCAGGGCUCCCUCACCUCAACACCAAACAAGUUUCUCCUCAUGUUCCAGAGGAACUUCCUGUGUUCCAGCUUGUGCCUUGUCCUGACAUGGGCCACCACGGAAAAACGACUGGCUUCAUCCUCUUGACACCUGUCCAUCAAGUGCCCCCUCAGCCUUUUCUUCUCCAGGCUGAACAGCCCCAGGUCCCGCAGCUUUCCAGUCCCCUCCGGAAGAGGCUGGCUGACUGCAAACGGUGUCCCCGCGGCUCCUCGGCAGAGCCCCGUUCAGCUCUCGGCAGAGCAGCCGCGGCUCACCGGGGAGCUGUUGCCAUCUGCUGGGACCGACCCGCACGGCACCUCUCGGCCCGCCCGCCCCACAGCAGCUCCGCACUGAUGGCUGCUCAAAGCGCGGAGCUUUGGGAUGCUCUGCUUCACUGUGAUCUGGCUACAACCUGCUUCAGAAAUCAACAGGAGCAAUCCCACGGCCACUGAUGGACUAAUCUGAAAUUCUAAUCUGAAAACAACCCAACAAACCCUCAUAGAUUUGUGCUGUGCUCCACGUUGUUAGGCCAUUUCAAAGCCUUUAACCAUCUCGUACCUUAAAAUAGGAGCAUGGUUUGCUACCUACAGCCAGGCAGCUUGUUCCACAUCCAGUUCACUGGAAAUGCAUACAGGCCUGGUCUGUGCUUUUAGGUCACCACUUGGACACAAAUGCAAUACUUUGCUGACUUUGUGGAGGCACAGCUAGCCUAAUCUAUCAGAGCUUCGACUGUCACAGCUUAUUACAGUUCCUAAACCCAGAUAAUCCACAUCACAGUAAGCAUUUUUAUAGCACUAAGCUUUCUUUCCAUAUCAGCAUAAUUAAAGCAGCAACCUUUGUAAGGACAGAUGAAGCUGCUGUACAUGGUCUUGAGCUUCCUUCUUGGUCUCUGCUAGAAACAAUGUCCUCUGAUUGGAAGGAGGAUUUAAAAAAAGUAUUUGUUAUCAGGGUAAAACCUAAAAAUAUGUCAAAUUACAUUAUUUCUCAUAGCAUUUGAGGAUGAUCACUUACACUAAACACACCUUAACUUUCUGACAUGACACACAAUUCAAAUAAGAACAUAAUACAAGCAUUACUGAAAAUCUGUAACAUUUGAGAAGCUACAGAAACCAGAACUUUCUAUUUCCUAUACAAAAGUAACUACCAGUAAAUCGUUCAUUCUUUGCAAAAGCUUUUCCAUACAUCUUGAUCUGUUCGGUUCCUUCUUAAAGUAAUUUUCUAAAGAUCCCUUCGGUUGCCAACUUACCAGCUGCCAAACUCUCCCUGUAACUUAAGGGAAAUGGGGCAAAGCCACCAACAGCUAACAUCUUCUCUUAAACUGCUUUGCUAGAGCACAUAUUGAAGCUGACUCGGAAAGAAAAAAAGUGCUGGUAUAUUGGUAUAACCAAAAAAGAGUCUCUCGCUGCCCAGAACGUACUUCUGCAAAACAAAGAUAAUGCUGACUGAGUCUGUCUCCAUCUCUGAAAUGUGAUUUCUUUGGAAAUGGCAGCAGACGUGUUGUUUUACUUCCAGCCAAGCUAUACAAGCUUAAAACUUUCUCAUCUUUUUUGUCCAGGAAACAGACUUGCUGACAGCAUUGGUAUUAGUCUAAUAGCAGGCUCCAGAGACUUAAAAUGCUAUGCCUUUAUAUAUGAGUGCUUGGACUACUGCUGCAAGAGAAUAAAGCCUUGAAUAUUCUAAAAUUGCAA